GGCGGCGGUGAGGGUGGAGAGCCGCCUGCGCAUGUCCAGGCUGACAGCACACACUGUCAGGGGGGCCUGGAGAAGCGUAGCUGGUCACCCUCCACGCAGGGUCGGGCCCUGACACGAUCCGGGGGCAAGCUCCGGGGAAGGGGUCUACCCACCCUAUCUCUGAUGCCCCACCUCUGAGAUCGCGGGCCAAACAGGAGCUUACGCCUCCUUCCCCGCCUCUCCGGACCUCCCCGGGGAGCCGAGGGCGGGUGUGGACGGGACCGAGGUGGAACGAAUUUUGUAGCUCAGACGGCGGUCCCGGUGGCUUCGGGCGUGGGGGCACGCCCAGCUGGAGAAGCCGGUCAGGGCGGCUGAAGCCGGAGCUCCCGGGUCUCGGUGGAUGCCGGUCGGAGCGUAGCUAUUCGUAGGGAGGUGACUGGUGGAUCAACAUGGACCCGUUCGACAGCCCAGCCGCCUAGAGCCUGCGUGCUGUUCGCUACGGAGCUGAGCUUUCCCGGAGGCGCAAACAAGGGAAGCAGCCGAGCAACUGGAAUUGGCAGUUCCGGGGUGGGCGGGGAAGGCACUGUCCGUGGUGCUGAGCCGGAUCCCAGCAACGGGCUCCGGGGAGAGCGCGCCAAGCUGCCGAUCCGCUCCCUCGAAUUCGGGCGGUCGGCUAGGGCGGCUUGGAGCUGAAACCCUCGCCGACCUCAAGAAGCCCGCAGAGCCUCCCCAGUCGCUGGCGCUUGGCCCUUAUUUCAGGCAGAAAGUCGCCCCCUUGGGACAGUUCGUCCCAAAGGGUUUCCUCGAAAGUAUCUGAGAAGGAGCAUUUGCUGACCAAGGGAAUCUCUGUUUAGCUCCGGAAGCCACCCGCCGAAAAAGAUGCCUGCCUUCAACAGAUUGUUUCCCCUGGCUUCCCUCGUGCUCAUCUUGUGGGUCAGCGUCUGCUUCCCUGUCUGUGUGGAAGUGCCCUCGGAGACCGAGGCCGUUCAGGGCAACCCCAUGAAGCUGCGCUGCAUCUCCUGCAUGAAGAGGGAGGAGGUGGAGGCCACCACGGUGGUGGAAUGGUUCUACAGGCCCGAGGGCGGUAAAGAUUUCCUUAUCUACGAGUAUCGGAACGGCCACCAGGAGGUGGAGAGCCCCUUCCAGGGUCGCCUGCAGUGGAAUGGGAGCAAAGACUUGCAGGACGUGUCCAUCACUGUGCUCAACGUCACCCUGAACGACUCUGGCCUCUACACCUGCAACGUGUCCCGGGAGUUUGAGUUCGAGGCACAUCGUCCCUUUGUGAAGACCACACGGCUGAUCCCCCUCCGAGUCACCGAGGAGGCUGGUGAAGACUUCACCUCUGUGGUCUCCGAGAUCAUGAUGUACAUCCUGCUGGUCUUCCUCACUCUGUGGCUGCUCAUUGAGAUGAUAUACUGCUACAGGAAGGUCUCAAAGGCUGAAGAGGCAGCCCAAGAAAAUGCAUCUGACUACCUUGCCAUCCCAUCGGAGAACAAAGAGAACUCUGCGGUACCAGUGGAGGAAUAGAAGAGAAGGGGGCACUAGAGGGAUCAUGGAUUAGGUCAAAGAGUCUUUGCCUGGGCUGGACUGGACUGGAAAUUCGCAGUGAGCUGUUUUCUUAUUGGUAGGUGGCCCGAACCCUGCAGGACUGGCUGUUCCAGGUUCAGUGAUGUCAGCUGCAUCAGGAGGGCGCCCCAGGAGCCACAUGGCUCCCCUUCAUGCAUCCAUCUCUCAGUUCAUUCAUCAUGCCUCCACUCACCUCUGAACUUUCACCUCUGACUUGCUAACUCCGUCAGACCUCUACACACCGUAAGAUUCUGCCGAAACUGAGGAACCAACAUGUCUACAUGGACUCAACCUAGCUUUCAAGCAAGCAGAUCCCUACCAACCGGACUCCUCCCUUGUGUUGCACCUGACUUAGAACAAGGGCUGGACGCGGCACACUCACUUGCCCCUUACUGGCUGGAGCUGGCUCAUUCUCCAUUGCUGCACGCGAAUGGAUGUCUUAAUGGAAGGAAGCAGGAGAGAUUCGCUUGGGUUAAAGCAAAAAAUUGUCAUGAAACGAGAUUCACUGAAGUCAGUUUUUCCGAGUUCCUGCCCACUUGGCUGGAGCACCAAAGUAUGGCUUUCCAGGCCCUCCAGGGAUAGAAAGUUCGUUAAGCAUGGACCAAAAUGUUCCCUGGAAAUUGGUACUCCAGGGCUAGAUCCCAAGAGGUCUCAAAGGCCUGGGUAAGUCUCAGUCCUCCAAGACGCCAAGGGCAGGAGACUUGGGAAGUCAUACAACAUGUUCAUGAUGCCACCAGGGGAACGCAUGUGUGCCUUCCCCGGCGAGCACACCACCUGAGAUGCCUGGGGGGCCUUACUGUCCUGUGGGCGUUGGAACGGAAAUUCCUAAGUUAUUCCUCUCAAAAGUUCUGUGGAUCAGUGUUACUACUUAUUUCACAAGAGGCAACUGAGACUCAGACGGCUCAACUGGUAAGAGGCUACGAAGGACAGGCUGGAGCAAGAUGAGCCUUAGGUGCUGCCCAGUUUACACGUCCCGGGAUGGGAUAAUUUUCCUUCUGAAAAAGACUCUGAAAUUGAGCUUGGCUAUGGCCCUGCCCCCUUCACAAGCACAGAACUGGGUGGGUCUCCCGGCUGAGGUUAACUCUGACUCUGAACUAGAGACUGGCCCCAAAGGCAGAGAGAAGGAUGUGAGAUAGAUUAGAGUGAAAAGAUUUGUGAGUCUGAAACAUCCUCGAAGGAGAAUACAUCUGGGAAUCGGAUUUAACUAAGAAACAUGUUUUCAGUCCGAGGUGGAUGAUGAGCAAAUGAGUGAAGAGAUAGGGGACAGACAGGUGAGGGGGCUUCCAAAUAUUUCGCCUGUGAAUCCAUAAUGUCCAGGUGUUGUUUUUUUUUUCUAGAUGUUAGGAGAGCAGAUGAACACCAGAAAAAAUAUCUCAUAUUUCACUUUGAGUAACGGGUCCAAGUGCAAUGUCCUUCAGCAUCUAAUGAUGAGAGAGGAGGAGGCGGCCCUAGGGGAUAUGAGAAGACGGAAGUGACUGGGAUUCGAUGAACAAGAUGUCCCUCUGAUCUGGGGGAAUUUACAGGGAGAGAUCACACUCCCGUGGCUUUGCGCCUCACCUGGCAUACUCAGUUUUUCAUCUCUGCCAUCCCUGGGGAAGUACUUGAAACAAGCCCUCGUUCACAUAUUCAAGAGUCUGACUUUAUUGAAGAAAGUACUUUUUUUCAAUAAAUUCAAGGCCCUUCCCACUGGUAAUUUCCCACAUAAUCCCUCUGAACUAGGGGACAGAAUAUAGAUUUUUCUUACUUCAUACAAAUGAGGGAAACAGGCCUGAAUUCGCGCGAGGUUUUCCCCGUCACACGGCUGGUGGACAGCAGGGCUCGCCGUAGAGGGUACUUCCCACCACUCCACUGCCCUCUUGCCUCAGUAGACCAUGCGUCUAACUUGUGAUCUAGCAUGCAUGUUGGCCUUUUUCCCUUUUUGAAAGCCCGACUCAGAUAUUUCCUGAGUGAUUUUUAAUGAAGCUGAAUGGUACCUCUCGUUUUUUUCCUUCUUUAUCCUUUACGAGUAAUCUUCUCUAGCCUUUUCCUUUUAACUUUUCAACUCUUCUCAUCUUUAAUACUUUCAUUAUUAAGCUGUACGGCUUAUAAAGCAUUUUUAUCUCAGAUAUCUUAUUUCUUCUCCACAACUAGCUCUGGGAGGUGGAUAUUGCUAAUACAUUAACAAAUGAAGAAAUGGAGGGUGUCUGAGGCUAAGAAAUUUACCAAACCCUAAGUUCAUACAGGUGGUAAGUGGAGAGCUGGAACCCAGGUCUUCUGACCCCCUAGCCCAGCUCUCUUUGCACUGAGACCAUAGCUGCCUCCUUUCCACCCCUCCUUUUUUUUUUUUUGCUUCCAUCUAAUCUUUGCCUGUCUUGCUUGUCCUGAGAUGUUCACCAUCUUCUCUCACCCUAAUCCUGCUCAAUGGCUCCUCUACCACUCUGCUUCUUGGCCCAAGCUAGUAAUGAGCUUUGAGAGUCUAUCUUAUUUUGGUUUUUCAUUUCCAGUUGGUCUGUACAUCAUUAUUUCUCCUGAUUUGCAAUUACACUCCUUCCUGGGAGACUUGAUCGUGACCCUAAUUCUACAAGAUACUGUGAUCACCAGCCUACUUCAGAUCCUCACCCACUCCGUUUCUCAUGUUCCUACAGGACCCAGAUCAAUGUGCCCUGCUCUGGAAGCUGUAUCUGGCAUGCUGUUCUUAUUAAAGGGCUUAGAAAUGUUCUCAAGGGCUAUUACCACUUUAGGAACCCCAUCUGUCACCUUGGUGCUGGCUAUUUCCCACGACUGAUCUUUAAUAACACAGUUCACUAAAGGCCCAGCUAGGCUGGGUGUGGUUUUCCCUUUCCUCUGGCUUAACAGCCAUGAACGUCAUUGCUCCACUCAGUCGGCCCUGUGAGCACCUUGCCUACCGACCUUUACCAUCAGCUCAGCCUUGUGUCAUGGCCCCAACUCCUGUGUGGAAACACCUUGAUAGUCAGUGCCUCUCCCUACACCAGCCUUUAUUUUCAGUUUGUUUAAAAGCAUUAUCCUUUAGCGUCACCAUCCCCAAAUAUCCACACACCCAGAUUUCUGAUUCUCUGGGUCUCUGGUUUCUCCUUAGAUGCCAACUAGAAAUCUUAGUAGGAAAGGAAUUUUUCAAAGCAGGAAUAAGCUGGAAACAGGUGUUGAGCGAUGAAUGAUUAAGGGAAGAGACAGUACCCCCUCCCUUCCCCCCAAACUACCAGAUUAAAAAGGAAAACAGACCCAUCUCAGAACCUGCAACCCUACCUGACGUAAAUCAGAGGGACAGGGCUGUGUGACUGCGUCUUGAUGGGAAGAAGUGGUAAGGAGCUAGACACAUUUCACAGUAUUUCUUGGUUCCCCUUUCCCAAGUUAAAUAGAAGUGAAAAAAUAAAGCAAAAAAGCACCUUCUUCUCCCCUCCUUUUUGUGAAUGAAAAAUCCCUAAUCCAGUGAAUUCUCCUGGUCAUUGCAAAUGUAUUUGAAUAGCUCUCGAUGUGUCAUUACUCCCAUCACCCGUUCAUUCUACAUUUCAGCCCCCACUCUGCAUCAAGCACCCAUCUAGCCCCUGAGUGUGCCCUGUUGUCUUAGAUUUGGAAAAUGUCAUCACCCACGCCUUUCCUAAUCUCCAGCACUCUACCAUGGUAGGUAACUCAUGUUCAGCUCCCCUCCCCUUACCACGUCUACAGUAGGGCCCAGCAGACAAGCACUUUAAGCAAGUCUUGAGUUACGGUUCAACCCCGAUCACAGGCCAGCUCAGCCUCAAAGCUGGCACCACUCUCCUCCCCGCCUCCCUCCACCAGGUCACCACUGGGCAAGGGAUGCACCUGAUGGGCAGUGCGUGUGGCGGGGAGGGGGCCGCUGAAGGACGAGUGCCUGCGGGUUUGUGAGACACCGUGAAACACAGUCAGCAAACUCGGACAGCCAUGGAACCAGCGGGACUCGUUACCACGCUGUCACCUUCAUACGGCUUUUUCUUGAUUUUCCACAGCCAAUCUUUCUCUCAACUCUAGAAAUGUUGUUCCUGACCAGCCAAGCUCUCAACAACCUAAUGCCUGUACGUGGUGUUUUCCAGUAAAUUCCCCGUUCAUGUCAAUAAAGCGUCUCCAGA
Molecule: messenger RNA, 5630 nt
Organism: Vicugna pacos (alpaca)
Lineage: Eukaryota; Metazoa; Chordata; Mammalia; Artiodactyla; Camelidae
Gene: SCN3B
Product: sodium voltage-gated channel beta subunit 3
Biological process (GO): sodium ion transport; regulation of sodium ion transmembrane transporter activity; regulation of heart rate by cardiac conduction
Cellular component (GO): voltage-gated sodium channel complex
Molecular function (GO): sodium channel inhibitor activity; transmembrane transporter binding
Source: RefSeq, a predicted model, not a curated record